Molecule: messenger RNA, 609 nt
Organism: Leptosia nina
Lineage: Eukaryota; Metazoa; Arthropoda; Insecta; Lepidoptera; Pieridae
Source: the annotation of a GenBank genome assembly
AUGAUUGUGCGGGCCGGCUACCGUCACGUCAUCACGUACCGUACUCCAGCCAGCUGGUUAAGAUUCGCGCAUGUGCGGUCGGCCCUUGUUUUACAUAAGAGUUUCCUGCACUGUCUGAACGUGUUCACGAAACAAGAGGCAUCGACAUGCGUGGAGAAGGAAGAAGUUAAAGUAGAAGUAGAGAGGUUCAUAGAUCUAGCGAGGCAGAUGGAGGCUUUCUUCUUGCAGAAGAGAUUUUUGCUGUCCGCAAUGAAGCCAGAACUAAUUGUGAAAGAAGAUAAUAACGACUUGAAGUUCGAGCUACAGCGCAAAGAAGAUUUGCUUAGGCGACACUACGAUAAGAUAAGCCAAUGGCAGAAUCUCUUAGCUGAUCUUCAGGGCCACACUGUUUACAAUAAAUGCCAGCAGCCGACAGCGCCGCAGCCGAUGCAACAAGCUGCGUCGCCGAUGCAGCAACCGUGCAGCGUGCAGCAGAGUGUGCAGGCGCAGCAAAUGGCUGCAGCGGCAGCGGCACAACAAGCUGCUCUACAGCAGCAGGCUUUGCAGCAACAGCAGGUACCGCGGCCCCCCCUUCCGCCCGCUUACCCCAAUACGGUGCAGAGGCGAUAG